AUGCAUUCUCCAGCCAGUCCGGAGAGAUCACCGCAUACGCCGGUGAGGAAUACGGAAGCCCCAGAUGACAUGGAAAUGGAGGAAACCAGAUCAGGAUCUGGGGUGAGUUCUUACAAUGAACUCGACAAGCUGAACCGUGAGGUCAUGGCGCUUCUAUCCACAGCAGCGAUCAAGUGCGACAAUGAGUUGUCCAAGACCACGUGGUUUGACGCCUCAAAAAGGGAAUCAAUAAUGGCGGUUGUGUCGGAGCAAAGCACCUUAGUGAAAGAGUUAGUGUGCAUUAUAUCGUGA
Haemonchus placei is the source of this 291-nucleotide messenger RNA. NCBI's taxonomy places the organism in Eukaryota, Metazoa, Nematoda, Chromadorea, Rhabditida, Trichostrongylidae. The record is from the annotation of a GenBank genome assembly.